AUGGAGAUGAAAGUUUUAUAGAAGAGCGUUUCCGCAAUGUUAAAAUUUGAAUCUCAUCAGCAUUUCAAUUGUGACUUUCAAUCUUUGCUUUGACAAGAAUUCGUGAAAUGGAGACUCCAGCCAGUAUCGAGAAGCUCGGCCAUGAGCAAGAUGUCCAGUAUGCUUCUUCAUCUACGGGAGAAGUAAUGCAGUCGCAGAAGAACACUUGGGGAUACUGGAAGCACUACUUCACAAGUCGCGAAGGCUGGAUUGGUGACUAUGAUUACUUGUACCUCAUUACUCCCAAUAUAUGGCCCCUGAACCGCAGAUACAAAGACUAUGAAGCUCCAUUCUAUGGGCUCAAUGACGAAAUUCCAAUUCUCUUGACUCUCCUGUUGGGACUGCAACAUGCACUCACCAUGAUCGGAUCCAUUGUUUCGCCGCCUUUGGCCAUUGCUGGUGGGGCAUUCUACUUCGACCAAGAAAUUACUCAGUACCUCGUCUCAGCAGCAUUCAUUACCACUGGUAUUGCGACCGCCUUGCAGGUCACCAGAGUUCAUAUUGCGAAAACGCCGUUCUUCAUCGGAACAGGCCUGCUCUCUGUGGUUGGACCUACUUUCGAUAUCCUCCCAAUCGCUUUCAACUAUACAGCUAUGCGAUACAAGAACGGAACGUGCCCAACUGCUGCCGAUGGUACACAAUUGCCAUGUCCUGAUGCUUGGGGAGCUAUUCUUGGGACGAUGCUCUGCACCGUUUGGAUCCAAAUCGCCAUGUCGAUGGUUCCACCCAAGAAGCUCAAUAAGAUCUUUCCAAAGAUUGUAACUGGAAGUCUGCUGCUCCUCGUCGGCGUGUAUCUCAUUAGUAAUGGCAUGCAAAACUGGGGCGGUUCGAGUAAUUGCAAUGGAGGAACAGGAUUUUAUGCACUGUGCCCAAACACCGCUGCACCAAAACCACUGCCAUGGGGAGAUCCAAAGCUCAUCGGUCUUGGCUUCAGCGUCUUCGUUACUGUCAUCGUUGUCGAGCAAUUCGGUUCGCCACUCAUGAAGUCUGCCUCAAUCAUAUUCGGUCUCGCAGUUGGAUGUGCGAUUUCGGGAGCGACGGGGUAUUGGUCCAGAGAUAACAUCGAUGCAGCACCCGCAGUGACAUUCCUCUGGGUCCACACUUUCAAACUCUCUGUUGACGGUGCCCUCGUCCUCCCCCUAUUGAUCAUGUUCAUCUGCGAAGCCGUCUCCUGUAUGCCUGACAUCCUAGCGACCGCGGAAAUUUCCAAUGUAGAUAUCGAAGGGACGCAAUUCAACAGUCGUAUCCAAGGCGGUAUCCUCUGCGAUGGACUUGGUAGCUUGAUCAGCGCUUUCGGAACAGGUCUGCCGAUGGUUUCACAAGCAGGAAAUAACGGCGUCAUCUCCCUAACAGGAUGUGCAAGUCGAAGAGCAGGAUGGUGUGCGUCAGGAUUCUUGAUCCUAAUGGGUAUAUUCGGAAAAUUCGGAGCAGUCUUCGGGAGCAUGCCACCAUCGGUACUUGGAGGGAUGCAAGUUUUCUUGUAUAGUACCAUCGCGGUCGCAGGUGUUCGUGUGUUGGGACUGAUCGAAUGGACUCGUCGUAAUCGAUUCAUCCUGACCGCAUCGCUGGGAAUUGGCUUCAUCGAUAUCGUCCAGCCGAGUUGGUUCGACCAAGUUCUCGAUUACAGCGGAGCGAAUGUCCAUCUGCAAGGCUUUGAACAAGGUGUCAAUCUCAUCGUUGAGACUCCCUUCAUCGUCGCGGCUGUGAUCGGCGUAUUCUUGAACUUGGUUCUGCCAAAGGACAGUAGCAAGAUGGAUAGAAUUGUGAGGGAUGCUGGUGGCAGACCAGUCCUGGAAGGUCGAAAAGAAGAGGAGUAGAGAGGAAUGAAAAGUAUAGACGUUUGUGUAUAGAAUCUAAAUCUGCGAAUGUCCCAGGAUUAGGCGGACAAUCAUAACUCCAAAAAGUCGAAAUGAAAAUAUCUCAAGCCCC
Messenger RNA from Mollisia scopiformis, 1968 nucleotides. RefSeq names its product putative purine permease. Gene Ontology annotation, biological process: transmembrane transport; xanthine transport. The transcript is spliced from 4 exons. The record is from RefSeq and is a predicted model, not a curated record. NCBI's taxonomy places the organism in Eukaryota, Fungi, Ascomycota, Leotiomycetes, Helotiales, Mollisiaceae. Gene Ontology annotation, cellular component: membrane; fungal-type vacuole. Bases 108 to 1856 code for a protein of 582 amino acids. Gene Ontology annotation, molecular function: xanthine transmembrane transporter activity.